AUGACCUCGAUUUCGGACCUUUUUCUGACUCAGUACGCGGACAUGAUUUCACAAGCUAUUCCCCUUACUGACCAGUUGCAGAUAAUCCCAGGCCAUUCCCGGCAGCGUCGUCUCAGUGCGAUCAGCUCCACAUUCCUCAGCGCUUGGCGGCGCUGUUGGACGAGCGCUGAGUUCCCCACAGCCCGGAGGCGGUGCCGCACCAUGUCGUACCACUCGUCAACUUCUCCUAUACCUGACACCGAACAGCUCAAAAGCUUGGGCCGGCAAUCUCCAACAAUCUCGACGACUCUAAUCAGCGAGAGAACACCGGGUCUCCACCGCGCCCUGCAGAACCUGCUGAUUGCCCCGCAGUCUAAGAGUGCGGGCGGGAGCUAUUUGCCCAGAACAAGCGGAACCCGCAGUCCAGUCGAGCCACUCGUAUCCUCGCCUUUGCGCAUCAUUUCUUCGGCCAUGGCAUCUGCUCCAAGUUCGCCAGAGAGGCCCACAGCUGAUCCCAACGCUGUUCCCCGUAGAUCAUCUGACCAUGCCGUUGAGGCUGGUCGAACAACGGGUAGCCUCGACAUUAACGAUGAUGCAAAAUCUGAUGCCUCCUCGAAUCCUGUGGAGCAUUCAUAUGUUAAAAAGCGCUUUUUACAAGCUCGAGAUCGGUCCCAAGGCCGGAAAAGUAUGGCGGCCAUGAUGUCUGGCCGUCUCUUCCCAAGAAGCUUUUCCCGUGGCAGAGAGAGAGACUCAUCACGGGGAUCUUCCCAUCGCGGAUCAUCUCUGGACUCCAGUGCUACUCCAUCCCCGGAUCGUGGUCGCUCGAGCACCUCUGGCAGUCAUUCUGAGCAUGUGGAAACUUUGACGUCGACCCCUGCUGGUUCGGGGAAGGGGAAGCCACUCAGGAUGCACGAUGCAUUCAACAAAUCAGACGAAGCUUUAGUCAAGCCCCACGGGAGCCUGCCCGAUUAUGUCAAGCCGGCAGCCGUGGAGGAGGAAGGGGAGCGACUGGCUAAGGAUGUGUUCGAUAGCGAUAAGAACAUGAUUGAGAGCAGCGAGGAUGAAGCCAACGACACCUCGAGCGAUGAAGAUAACACUCUCGAUGAUGUACGGGGACGCAAGAAAAAGAAAGACUCGGAUAUCACAUCUAUCACGCCGAGUGAUUUCGAGAAAUCCAAAGGUGACAAUUCCAACCAACCCGCAGAACAAAAAGUUUCCGCGAAGCCAAGUCGACCACAAGAGAAAAGGCCGCGAAAAUCUGCUCUGAAAGCUGUCGUGCAUCCGCAGACUAGUUUCGACAUCCCCACCCCUCGUAUUCAGUCAGUAGCUGGCACGCCAUACGGCUCAGAGGAUGAAGCCGAAAUUGGUGAUAUCCAUCGUGCACAGAAGCUCAGCAUCUCCAUGUCAGCAAUUGAUAAUGGUGUUCACAACCGAUCUAUCCGCACGAUUGUCCGUGGGAACUUUUCAAGUCUACAGGAUCAAGGCGAUGGUACCCGUCGCCGCCGACGGAAAUAUUUGAUCGCAACCGAUCUGAGUGAAGAGUCGGUAUAUGCUCUUGAAUGGACUAUCGGCACGGUUCUAAGAGACGGAGACACAAUUUUCGCUAUAUACGUCAUGAACGAGGACUCCUCCACUGCGUCGGCAGUGCAGGUUGGCGAGGGAGCCCGAGUUAUGAAAGAUGCAACGGCCAUUGUUGGGUCCCAGACGAAGGAAGCAAACCAGAAUUCUGGAUCUCGGACGAUCUUGGGUCGGCUCGGCACUGGUACUGCCAGCAAGACACAUUCUGCAGAUUCCCGAGGAUCCUCCAUUGCCGAGGCGGAACGAGUGAGGGCAGUUGAAACUGUGUCUCAAACGUGUGUGAAGUUGUUGCGGAAGACCCUCUUGCAGGUUCGUAUUGCUGUGGAGGUAAUCCACUGCAAGAACCCGAAGUCUAUGAUUACAGAGGCUAUUGAUGAACUUGAGCCAACGCUCGUUAUUGUGGGUGCUCGAGGCCAAAGUGCUCUGAAGGGUGUCCUCCUCGGAUCAUUUUCCAACUACCUCCUUUCCAACUCCUCCGUCCCCGUAAUGGUCGCCCGCCGGAAACUGAAAAGGCACACCCGGAAAGACAAGCUAAAAGGCACCGCAAACGUGCGUCUUUCCAAUAAUCUAAUUACCCCCAAGAGCCUUUCCCAAGCCAAAGUGGAUUGA
This is a messenger RNA of Penicillium paradoxum, 2166 nucleotides long. RefSeq names its product universal stress protein family domain protein. The record is from RefSeq and is a predicted model, not a curated record. The coding region runs from base 1 to 2166 and encodes 721 amino acids. Lineage: Eukaryota; Fungi; Ascomycota; Eurotiomycetes; Eurotiales; Aspergillaceae. The transcript is spliced from 4 exons.